AUGCAAGCUAUAAAGGAAAAUGCAUCCAAUGCAACGGCUUCAGCCAAAUCUGGGUUGGAAAAGGUCAAAGCCAUCGUCGAAGACAAGUUGGUGAAAACGAAAGGUAAUAAUAGUAAUGACGCUAAGCAGGAAGAAACGGUGAGCCCAAAGAAAGAGGUGAGGAUGGAGCAGGCGGAACUCGAUGAAGAAGAGGCACGCCUACACGAUGCUGUGACCAAGCAUAUGGGAGGAGACGGUGGAUUCACGGCUGCAGGUACUGAUCUUAACUCUCAAGGUGGGUGGAUUCCCAUCUAUCCAACCGCUGCACAUUACAAUGGAGCUCGCAGUUUUUCUCUCAAGUAG
Molecule: messenger RNA, 342 nt
Organism: Gossypium raimondii (Peruvian cotton)
Lineage: Eukaryota; Viridiplantae; Streptophyta; Magnoliopsida; Malvales; Malvaceae
Product: late embryogenesis abundant protein D-113
Exons: 2
Coding region: 1-342 (113 amino acids)
Biological process (GO): embryo development ending in seed dormancy
Source: RefSeq, a predicted model, not a curated record